UGACACCAUAACUAAUGGGGAUGCAUUCAAAUUUCUUCAAACACUAUUAAUAAAUAGAGAAGAACUGAAAUAGCAAUGCAGACCACUUUUGUCCCUGCUUUGUCCAAAAUGUUGGUAAAUAGGAAAACUAGUUUUAAAGACAGUCAUCCGUUAUCUGACUUUGGCCCUGAUGAGAACCUGAAUGACAAUGCGGACAUCGACUGGGUCAAUAAAUCCUGGGUUCGGGGCCUGCUCCGAUUCUGCGCCUUUGUUAGCCUGGUGUCCGUCAGUCUCAACACUCCCGAGAUGUUUGCCAUCAGCAUCCACCUGAUGUAUGUUACCUUCAUCUUUGACCUGAUUGUUACCUUCCUGUUUUCCGCCGAAAUGCUCGCCAAAAUGCACAUCAGGGGUAUUGUUAAGGGUGAGGCCCCUUACAUCAAGGAUCGAUGGUGUCAGUUUGACGGCUUUAUGGUGCUCUGCUUAUGGAUGUCCUUGAUUUUACAAGUAUUUGAGAUGACGAAGAUUGUGGAUAUGUAUUCCUACUGGUCCAUUAUAAGAUUUCCCCGCCCACUCAUUCUGAUCAGAUUAUUCAGAGAGAAGCUUAAAUUCCAGUUGCCCAAACAGAGAAUCAACACAAUUUUUAAGCGGUCGCGGAACCAGAUUAUCAAUGUGACAACCUUCUUCCUGUUCUUUAUGUGCCUGUAUGGAAUCCUGGGAGUGCAGUUCUUUGGGGAGCUGAGGAAUCACUGUGUCAGGAAUGGGACCAACCCCAGUAACGUGACGAAGGCUGACCUGAUGAUCCCCGACUACUACUGCUCUACCAACCCCGACUACGGCUACCACUGCACCAGCGGCAUGGUCUGUAUGCAGCUCAACCUCAGUAAUGUCCAGAGGGGCUUCGACGGAUUCGAUGAAUUCAUAACAAGUUUCUUCACGGUGUAUGAGGCCGCCUCACAGGAAGGCUGGGUGUUCCUGAUGUACAGAGCAAUAGACAGCCUCUACGCUGAGCUGGCUUUUGUGUAUUUCAUCACUCUCAUCUUUAUCCUAGCUUGGCUGGUCAAGAAUAUCUUCAUUGCUGUAAUAAUCGAGUCUUUUGCGGAGAUUCGAGUUCAGUUUCAACAGAUGUGGGGAUCCCGAGGUAGUGCCACCGAUUCUGAUUCUUCACAGGUGAUUCAGUGCGAGGGAAACUCGUGGAAGAUGGUGUUGAUUGAUGAGAACAAAGCCAAAGGAUUUGCCCCGCCCUUCUUCCAGAAGAUCCUCUGCUCCAACUUCUUCCACACCUUCUUCCUACUACUGGUCUUUGCUAACGCUAUCACUGGAGCCACUCUGUCAUUCAAAGACCAGGCCAGUAUUUACAACAAGCUAGAUGGGUUUUACUAUGCUGAGGUGGCAUUCACAGUCCUCUUCGACCUUGAAGCUCUUUUCAAAAUAUGGUGUCUGGGUUUCCAAGGUUACAAGAAGAGACCAUUUCACAAGUUUGAACUUCUCCUGGCUAUAGGAACAACUCUCCACAUUAUUCCUGACCUGUACAGGGGACAUUGCACUUAUUUCCAGGUGCUGCGAGUGGUGAGACUGAUGAAGGCCUCCCCGAUGCUGGAGGAUUUCUGCUUCAAGAUCUUUGGUCCGGGGAAGAAGCUAGGACACUUGAUUCUGUUCACUAUGUGUCUGCUGAUCAUCGCCUCCAGCAUCAGUCUACAGUUGUUCUGUAACAUCAGGGACUUUGACAAGUUUGGCAGGUUUGAUCAGGCCUUUAUGUCCAUGUUUCAAAUUUUGACACAAGAGGGUUGGAUCGAGGUGAUGCACGGGGUGAUUGAAGAGACAAUGACUGGGGGAUGGUUCCUUAAGGUGCUCUGCGCCAUUUAUUUCAUUUUGUAUCACCAGUUUGUGACUGUGGCCUUCAUGUCUAUGUUUCAAAUCCUUGCCAAUAAGGGCUGGACCGAAGUUAUGCAAAUCACAAUGUGGAAAACUGACCGGUUCUACCCGAUCGUAGCAAUCUAUUUCAUUUUCUACCACUUGUUUGUCACACUGAUAGUGAUCAGCUCCUUUGUGGCUGUCAUCCUUGACAACCUGGAGUUGGACGAAGAAAUCAAGAAACUCAAACAGUUGAAGGCCAGGGAGCAGGUUACAGAAAGUCAACAAAAAUUGCCAAUGCGGCUACGAGUAUUUACCAAAUUCCCGAACCACCCUCAGAUGGUGUACCUGUACAAGAUACCGAGCGACUUCAGUAUGUCCCAGGUAAGGGACAGCUUCAUGCGCCAAUUCUCCACCCCGGAGAUGAACCUGACCGUGGACAUUCAGGAGAUGAGUGAGGAGAACACCACCCUGGUCAAGUUCUCCCCCGUCAAACUGGUCAGGCAGGAUGUGGUGGGCUCCAAGAGUGGCGGCGCCAUGGAGAAAAGGAGUGGCAUAACACUUAUUGUCAGAGAUUCAGCCCAGCAGAAGAUGCAGGUGUGUGGGUCGACUCAGCUGGUGCCCACCGGGCCAAAAUCUCUCCUGUCUCAACAGUACCAGCUCAGGAUGGACAGGAGGAGUAUGAGAGGGUCUCGCCCUGGGAGUCUGAAGACACGAAGCAUGGGGGCAAAGGAGAACGGAGACAUCCACCUGGGAACCACCACCAGCUCCAUCCUGAACCGGACCCGCACUCCAGACGAUUACGACAUCAAAGUCUGGCAGCAGCGCAAACAACAGGCCGAAAUCAAGAGGAGUCAGCAAGAAGAGGACCUGAGAGAGAACCACCCCCUGUUUGACACACCCCUAUUCACUGUGGGGAGGGAGUCUCGAUUCCGUAAAGUAUGUCAGAUGAUUGUGAACGCCCAGUACAACUACACCCUGAGGGACCCAAUCACAGGGAAGGAGCUCAACAGUAAAUACAAGAGUGUACAUAAGCUGAGUUUCUGCAGUAAGUUGCUGGGUCUGGUCACCUACCUGGACUGGGUCAUGAUCAUGGUCACCAUCCUGUCCUGUAUCUCCAUGGCCUUCGAGACGCCAAAGAGACGAAUCAUGAAUACACCAGAGCUGCAGAUAGCUGAGUACGCCUUUGUGAUCUGUAUGAGUAUCGAGAUGGGCCUCAAAGUUCUGGCCAAUGGAUUUUUCUUUACUCCAAAGGGCAUCGUGAAGGACUUUGGGGGAAUGCUCAAUCUCUUCAUUUAUGCUGUAAGUGUGAUUUUCCUGUUCUGGAUGCCAGAGGAAGCGGAGAGAGACUCACCUGCCCAGGUGUUCAUGCUGCUCAGAUGUUUACGUCCCCUCAGGAUUUUUGUUCUGGUCCCUCAUAUGAGGAAAGUUGUGUAUGAACUCAUCAGGGGCUUCAAGGAGAUUAUCUUGGUCUCUGUGUUGCUGGUCGUCCUCAUGUUCAUGUUCGCCAUCUAUGGAGUCCAUGUUCUAGGAGGGAAACUGCACAAGUGUAAUGACCCCAGUAUCACCACCAAGGAGGAAUGCAGAGGAACUUUUUUCCAGAAAGUGUUUGUCACCAAGAUGAAGAUUCCUAACGGGACGGAGAGUGAUGCAGGCUUCUAUGUACCCAGGACUUGGUCCAAUCCUUACAACUUUAACUUUGACAACAUAGGCAGUGCCAUGCUGGCUUUGUUUGAAGUGCUCUCAUUGGAGGGUUGGCUGGAGGUCAGAGAUGUCAUCAUAGAGAGAGUGGGACCGGAACAUGCUAUAUAUGUCCACGUCUUUGUGUUCAUGGGAUACAUGAUUGGUCUGACACUGUUUGUGGGCGUGGUCAUUGCUAACUACAGUGAGAAUAAGGGAACAGCUUUGUUGACUGUAGACCAGAGAAGGUGGCUGGACUUGAAAGGGAGAAUCAAAUUGGCUCAACCAUUACACAUACCACCUAGACCAGGUAUAUUCCUUUUGUCAUCAAAUAUUUUACCAUCCAAGAAAUCACAUGAAUACAACCUCAACUUACACAUACCACCUCGACCAGGGAAAUCACACCAGACAAAAUACGGAACAAGCUUCCGGGCCAAGAUGUACGACAUCACACAGCACAAGAAGUUCAAGGCUGGCACCGUGUUCUUGAUCCUGAUCAACUGCGCUCUGCUCGGGGUGCCGUGGAAGUCAUCUGAUGCCAGACAGACCUUCAUCCUGGGCUCCCUGUCUGCAGUUUGUACUCUCCUGUUUCUCUGUGAGGUUGUGAUAAAGAUGAUUGCGCUGACCCCCAAGGGCUACUGGACCAGUAGAAGGAACCGCUUUGACAUGCUGCUGACCUUCCUGGGGAUUAUCUGGAUCAUACUACACUUUACAUUCAACCUGACUGGACAGGAGAGUGAUGCUAACAAUGUGUUUGGAGUGAUCAUCAUUGUCUUGAGAUUCUGCACAAUCUGUGGAAAACAUGCGGCCCUGAAGAUGUUGACACAGACUGUGGUGAUGUCCGUGUUGAAGAGUUUCUUCAUCAUCACCGGGAUGUUUCUGUUGAUUCUCUUCUACGCCCUCCUCGGAGUCAUCCUGUUCGGUACAGUCAAGCACGGCUACAACCUUGGAAGGCAAGCUAAUUUUGGGACCACCCCGAUGGCCAUAGCUCUCUUGUUCAGGAUUGUUACCGGGGAGGAUUGGAACAAGAUCAUGCAUGACUGUAUGGUGGCCCCUCCUUUCUGUACGAUUGAGGGGAACUUUUGGGAGUCGGACUGUGGGAAUGUUACAGCCUCCAUUGUGUACUUCUUCUCUUUCUACAUCAUCAUCACCUACAUUGUCCUCAAUUUAUUAGUAGCCAUCAUCAUGGAGAACUUCUCCCUGUUCUACUCCAAUGAGGAGGAUGCUCUGCUGAAUUACAACGACAUCCGGAACUUCCAGAACACGUGGAACAUCGUGGACGUCAACAGAAAGGGAGUGAUUCCUGUUCGGCGAGUCAAGUUCCUGUUGCGGCUCCUGAAGGGUCGGUUAGAGGUGGACCUUGAGAAGGAACGUCUUGUGUUUAAACACAUGUGUUACGAGAUGGAGCGCCUCCACGGAGGAAUGGACGUGUCAUUUCAUGAUGUCAUCAGUAUGUUGUCCUACCGGUCGGUGGACAUCUGUAAGAGUCUACAGCUGGAGGAACUUUUAGCCAGACAGGAACUGGAGUACACCAUUGAGGAGGAAGUAGCUAAACAGACCAUCCGGAACUGGCUGGACUCCUGUUUGAAGCGGAUCCGGGCAAAAGCUCCUCCACAUCAGAAGGAGCACACCAACCUGAUCUCCAACCUGCGCGCCACUAAUGAACAGCCACUGUUUACACUGACAGAGCAGCCAUCCAGUGCGGCAGAGAGCAGCGAGGACAACCGCAAUGAGAGCCCCAUCGUCAGGACCAGGAAGAAGGGAAUGGUGGAGCUGCAACCCCCUAACAUCCUGGUCCAGCCCCCACCUCCACCAUCUUUGUCUCCCACUCUGAGAACUUCUCCUAGAGUUGAGAAAGACAGACCCACCCUGAAGAAGCGGUCAGGAAGGCUCUCCUCAGGAAGUAAUUUCAAAGGGCUGACAGUGAACCUGAGCCAGACCUCAGAGAUAAAGGGCGAGACCCUGACCGUGUCGCCCCUACAGAAGACGUUCACCGAGAGCGUGCUAAUCGGAGAGAACGUGUCCACCAACAUACAGUCAUGGUGGGGGGACCAGUUCUCCCAGCAGCAACAGGAGCAUGAAAACUGACCAAGACUGAGCGGUCAGUGAGUGAGCAUUGUAUCAAACACAUGGUAUCAAACGGUCAGUGAACGGACAUUACACUGUCUGGCCCCGCCGUCGCCAACUUCCAACAAGUUAGUACUCGGGCACAAGUCCGAGUUUUCACCUCUAAUUUAUGUACUCUUCUUUGAGUAGAAAACCAAGUUGAGUGAUUAGACAAUUUUAAUGAUGGAGGGACCUGAUCAGUGAAUUGACAUUGCACCACUGCUGUAGAAUGAUAUGAAAGGAACAGCAGAAGGGGGCAGAGUUAUCAUAUUCAUUCCAGACUUUUGGAGGAGAAAUGUCAUGUAUAAAUCAUGUUAUCCUGUUUUGAUGGACAGGGAUGUUUAAGUGGUCAUGUGUUCUCUGACUAGUAAAUUUGUAAUUUUUUUGACAAUUGAUUGUUAGGUACAACAAGUCAUGUUAAACCUGACGAGUCGUUAUCUGUAUACAUGUAAGUUACCAUAUGGUAAUGAAGUCAUAAGGUAUUUUGAUUUGAUUGACAGGCUCAACAAGUUGUGAAAUCUGACAAGUCAUAAUAAUCUGUUUAUAUCCAAGUUAUGGUAUUUUGAUUGACAGGCAUUUUGAGUUGUUAGACAGGUUCAACAAGUCAUUGAUUUGAUUUACAGAUACAGUAAAAUGUUAAUAAUAUUAUUGACAGGUACAGAUCAUGUGGAACUUGAGCAAUCAAGAUCUAUAAGUUAUUUGGAUUGACGGGUUCAGUUCUGUGUAAACAUGUCCAAUGAUUGUGUUUAAAUGAUGUAAGAAAGUUGUGAAGAUGUCUAUUACUGUAACAUGUAGAUGUAGUUGGUUUGUGUGGACCGUGAAGUGAAGAAGUCUGGGCCUCCUGGCCAUUACACUGAGGUACUGUUAGCACUUGACUGUAACAGAGUCUAUGUAUAGGUGGUUAUGGGGCACACUGUGUGAAAGAAAUCAUAGUGUUAGCUUUGUAGUGUGUGUGUUGUGUUAAGUUGUUACCUGUGUGUGUCCAUCUUACCAGGAGAAAGAGGUCUUGUUUUUAUAUAUAUAUAUAUAUAUAUAUUGUAUAAAAGGAAAUAUUGGCCCCCGUUUUAUUUUCGCCCCUUUCACCCUUGUUGUCAGAGGGCAAAUUCGAGACUGGGCGAAUUGUAGCAAGACAGAGUAAUCUCUUUUAACACAAUUGUGUUUGGGCAAAUUUAAGAUGGGAUGAAACUGUUCACAUGUGUAGAAGUGCGAAAAAAAUAAACCUGUAUACAGUAUAUUCAUCCUCUACAGGUUCCUCUUUUGAUUAUUGUUAUAAAACAUAUUUUUAUCAUACGUCUAUGAUUUCUAUACCUUCAAUGGUAGUGUGAACCAAAUAAAGGUGAUAAGACUGUGCAAUACACUCAAGUGCAAUAACUAUUUUUACUAUGGUCUGAAGUCUCUCAGAUAAAGUAAUUUACAGUGCUGUUCAUCAGCAUGUAAAUGCAAUGGUUCAGACCUUGAUCUCCUUCAAUAUGCAUAGGC
Magallana angulata is the source of this 7095-nucleotide messenger RNA. Its product is annotated as sodium leak channel NALCN-like. Lineage: Eukaryota; Metazoa; Mollusca; Bivalvia; Ostreida; Ostreidae. The coding region runs from base 76 to 5598 and encodes 1840 amino acids. Gene Ontology annotation, molecular function: monoatomic cation channel activity. The transcript has 41 exons. Gene Ontology annotation, biological process: monoatomic ion transport; transmembrane transport. Gene Ontology annotation, cellular component: membrane. The record is from RefSeq and is a predicted model, not a curated record.